UACAUGAAAUAUUUUCAAAUCAUUAGACGAUAUCUAAUGCGCAGUUUGUCAAACAUCCUUGUUUAUUAGAAAGUUUUAAUGUUUUAUAGUUUUACGCGCUUCAUCAAUUUCCGUCGUGUGUUUUCUAUUUGUGACAGUUAUUUGGGAAUAAGCACUGAAAAUACAAAAUAUUACACAUACGAUGGAUUGUAAAGUUAUACCUCUUUUACUAAUCUACACGUAUAUGCCUUCAGUUGCAAGUGUAGAAAGUAGUUGUGAUAAAGGACAAUGGGGAAUCAACUGCACGAGUACCUGUCCAGCGUUAUGUUCAUCCUACGGUUGCGACAAGAUAACCGGUUUUUGUUAUGAAUGCAUGACCGGUUUUCAAGGAAAAUAUUGUGAUAUACCAUGCCCUUCAAAGUGUUUCAAAUGUGAUCAAUUCAAUGGAAAAUGUUACAUAUGUUCCAUCAACUGUAAGACUUGUCCAACUUCUCCUCUCAGUAGAUGUAGGUAUUGUAAAAACGGCUGGUAUGGAAAGGACUGUGAACUGCGUUGCAAUUCAGGGUGUCGACAAGGCUACUGUGGCAGGGAUGGUGAUUGCUAUGGUUGUCACUAUGGAUGGUACGGGUCGAAGUGCAAAAAACAAUGCCAGAACUGUUUUGGCACAUGUUCUCAAGUUUCUGGCUCAUGCACUCGCUGUGUUUCAGGAUUUUGGGGUACAAAUUGUUUGAACAAAUGUACAGGAACAUGUGAAAUGUGUGAUAAAUCUGACGGGAAAUGUUUACUUUGCCCGGACAAAUAUUGGGGGCCAAACUGCUCUAGCCUCUGUAGCCCAACUAAUUGCGAGAGGUGUGAUGUAAAUACAGGAAUCUGCAAAAAGUGUAUCGCAGGCUACUGGGGUACAAAAUGUGAAAAACAAUGUAACAAUUGUAUUGACAAAAAAUGUGAUAUUUCGUCAGGCGUAUGUGAAAACUGUCCGGCCGGGUAUGCUGGCGAAUAUUGCAACAUAACAUGUGAAACAUUGAGGUGUUCAAAUUGGUACUGUGACAGAAGACAAGGGUUUGCUUGCUCAUCUUGUAAAUAUGGGUAUUGGGGUACAUUUUGUGAAAAUAAAUGUAUUGAAAAAAAUUGCGGUCAAUGCAAAAAAGAUUGGGGGAGUUGUACAACGUGUAACGCUGGGUAUUGGGGACAUUCCUGUGAGAAGAAAUGUCCAGUGAAUUGCAUUGUAAGCUGCGAAAAACAUUCAGGUGAAUGUGUUUAUGUACAUGUACAAGAUACAUUACUGCACAUUACUGAAUCUAAUUGUAAACCAGGAUAUUGGGGAACUAAGUGUCAAAAUAAAUGUUUAGAAGAAAAUUGCGAGAGUUGUGAUCUUUCAUCUACCCCUGGGCUUUGCUCAAAAUGUAAGCCUGGGUUUUGGGGAUUUGACUGCCGGAGUAGAUGCUCUCCUGAAAAAUGUAUGGAAUGCAACAUAGAUGAUGGUAUUUGCGCGCUUUGCAAGAACGGCCUUUCGGGAAAAAACUGCACUUUACUGUGCCAUGGUCAGUGUCAUUGCUGUAACGCUAUAUCUGGUGAAUGUGUUCUGGACAAAUGCUCCGGCAUUACCGAAAAACCAAAUGCAGCAAUAGUCAAUAACAGCUUGCCGAUUGUUGGUGUUGUACUGAUAAUUUGUUCAAUCGUCAUGAUUCUGCUAGUAACCUUGUUUGUUUCCUUAAUGAGAAGUCGCAGAAGGCGAAAGUCAACUCACAAUUCUUCACAAUAUCAGAAUAUUAUUGAAGAUGCUGCAGUGUCGUUCAGAGUGAGCAAGAAACGGGAAAGGCCAGCACACGAAUGAGAAUUACAACGAAUAAGACUGAUAGCAGACCGGAAUCUAACUGUGAGAAGAUGAACGACUCUGAAGAUGUUUAAAACUGAUUUAACAAGUGUGAAACUCUUAAAAAAUAUCUAAAAUAUAUAAAACAUGCUGAGAAACUGUUACAUCUGCCUACAUGCACAUACCAUACUACAUGUAUUAUAAUAAGAUUGUAUAUUUGAACAAAGUAGCCAAAUUAUAUUGCAAUGCAAAUUUAAUUAUUCUAUGAAAAUAGAUAUGUCACGAGUGACACUGGCGACUGAGAAAUGAUAAUGUUCAUUCCACGAGAUUAACUGUGUUUAUCAUAUACUUUUCUCUAAUUGACCUGUGAUUCGAAAGACUUUACCUAUAAUUGUGUGUUUUGACAGAACUAAGAAAAAAGUAGUCCCAUAUGUUUCACUGCAAUAAAAAAUAUUAAAAUGUUUACAGUGAAAAUACGGAAAAUUAAAAUAUGCAUUUCAUUUAACCACUAUUUCUCUAUAUUUUCAUAAAUAUAUAAUAUAUCUAAAUACUGAUAUUUAGCAUUCAUACAUGUUCUAUGGACUUGAUAAAUUUAUAUCUUGUAUGAUAUACACAUGACUGACAUUCAUAAUGCAUUUACACGGAUAAUUUGUUUAAUGUGGGAAAUCAUUAUUAAAAUUCUGCAUAUG
Messenger RNA from Ruditapes philippinarum (Manila clam), 2481 nucleotides. Its product is annotated as multiple epidermal growth factor-like domains protein 11. Gene Ontology annotation, molecular function: scavenger receptor activity. The coding region runs from base 182 to 1813 and encodes 543 amino acids. The record is from RefSeq and is a predicted model, not a curated record. Lineage: Eukaryota; Metazoa; Mollusca; Bivalvia; Venerida; Veneridae. The transcript has 5 exons.